Molecule: messenger RNA, 2637 nt
Organism: Camelina sativa (false flax)
Lineage: Eukaryota; Viridiplantae; Streptophyta; Magnoliopsida; Brassicales; Brassicaceae
Source: RefSeq, a predicted model, not a curated record
UCAGGACCUUGAAGAUGUAGAUCUUGUACGUCUCUAUGCUCUUCUUCGAUUUCUUCUUCGAUUUCUUCUCGUUUCCUCCUUCUUUCGUUAUCUUCUUCUCCGCCUUUGGUCGCUUCUCCGCCGGUGCUUUCUCUCCUGCCGGCUUCUUCUCUGCCGGUUUCUUCUCCGCCGCCUUUGGUGCCAUUGAUGAUGACUUUAGUCUUUAGAGAGAAACUAACGAAAUUGAGAAUUUUUGUUUGAAGAGUAAAAUGAAAUCAAAGACUAGUCAAUGAAGAGAUGAAUGAGAGAGCAGCGAUUUUUAUAUAGAGGCUUUUCAUUGGUUACUUAAGUUUCACGCGGAUUGAUAACGUGUCAUUCAUCGGGAUACACAAAUUGAGAGCCCGCGACAAAAUCGAAGCUAAACCCUAACUUUGCGAUUGUUUAACACUUUUUUCCGACUAUCUGAUGGGGAGCGAUAAGCAUGUGGAAUCAAACCACCGCAAGCGUCGUCGGUCGUCUUCUUCGUCUGAUGAAGUCGUUAAAUCUUCGAAGCGGUACAAGCACCAUCAUCAUCACAAGCAUCAACACAGUCACCAUCGUGAUGAUGAUAAAGUUCAAUACAUCGAUGAAGAGUAUGUUUCUCCGGAUCCUUCCGGAGUUGGGAACGGUGGUGAACUUGAGAUGGAGGAAGGGGAGAUUUCGAACAAGAGAUUAGUGAGGGGAAGAAGCAGUACUGAUCAGAGAGAUAGUAGCAGAGGAGAGAGGGAUAGAGACAACGACAGAGGCGGGAGGAGUAGAGAUAAAGCCAGGAGUACUAGUAGAGAGGCGAGGAGGGAGAAUGAAAGAGAGAGACGGAGAGAAAAAGAUAGGGAUAGAGGAAGGAGAGAGUUGGAGAGUGAUCGGGAGAAGCAUAAAAGUGUUGAUGAUGGAUAUGGUGAAGUGAGGCAAAAACACUCAUCAAGACAUGGUGCAGAGGAUGACUUAAAGAUAAGAAGCUCAAGUUCACUAAAGGAAGGCCAUGAUACUAACGGAGAAAGGUCCAAAACUGAUGGAUAUGGUGAAGUGACGCAAAAACACUCAAGACAUGAUGCAGAGGAUGACUUAGAGAUAAGAAGCUCAAGUUCUGAUCUAAAGGAGGGCCAUGAUCCUAACGGAGAAAGGUCCAAAACUGAUGGCAAUGAUGAUAACGGUGAAGAUCUUGUUUGGUUUUUUGAUCAAGAAGCUGAAGACCUGAAAAGAAUCCAGCAAAGCAGGAGGAAAACGCAAGAGAUAUUGGAGAAACGUAAGAAAGAGUUGGAGCAGUCCUCUAUUGUGGCAGAUGCUCUUGGAAGUGGUGGUACUCUAGGGCAUGUUGCUUCUACAGUUAAAAAAGCUAAACCUGAGGUGGGUAUUGAUGUCGUAGAUAAUGAAGUCGCCAAGCUAUCAUCGGCAGUUUGUGAAUCACCUGCGCGGCUUGUAAUAUCAGACUCAUCAGAUAGGACACUAGCUUCCGUAGGGCUUGGGGAAGACAGCCCAAAGAGUGACAUGUUCAUUGAUGAUAUCUUUGGUGAGUCUCCAGCUGCUGGUACUCGUAAAGGUAAUGGCCUUCUUCCUUUUGUAAGGAGUGGACUCAAUGAUAAUUGGGAUGAUUCAGAAGGUUAUUACAGUUAUCAACUUGGUGAACUACUUGAUAACAGAUAUGAAAUCAUGGCUACUCAUGGAAAAGGUGUCUUCUCUACCGUGGUGCGGGCAAAAGACACAAAAGCUGAAGAAUCUGAACGUGAGAAAGUGGCUAUAAAAAUCAUCCGGAACAAUGAGACAAUGCAUAAGGCCGGUCAGGCUGAGAUACGGAUAUUGAACAAGCUAGCUGGCUCUGAUCCAGAGAAUAAGCACCACUGCGUUCGUCUUCUUUCGACUUUUAAGUAUAGGAACCACCUUUGCUUGGUGUUUGAGUCUCUUCAUUUGAAUCUCCGUGAAGUUGUGAAGAAGAUUGGUGUCAACGUUGGUCUACAACUAUCUGAUGUUAGAUUGUAUGCUGAGCAGUUAUUCAUAUCCCUUAAACAUCUCAAGAACUGUGGGGUUCUUCACUGCGAUAUAAAGCCUGACAACAUACUGGUGAAUGAGGAAAGGAACAUGUUAAAGCUUUGUGACUUUGGUAGUGCAAUGUUUGCUGGUGAAAACGAACUUACACCAUAUCUUGCUAGUCGCUUCUACAGAGCUCCAGAAAUCAUUCUUGGAUUAGCCUACGACCAUCCGUUAGAUAUGUGGUCAGUUGGUUGCUGUCUGUAUGAGCUUUAUUGCGGGAAAAUUAUGUUCCCUGGCUCAACAAACAAUGAUAUGUUACGCCUUCAUAUGGAACUCAAAGGCCCCUUCCCUAAAAAGAUGCUUCGCAAGGGAGCAUUUAUCGAUCAGCACUUUGAUCAGGACCUAUGCUUCUAUGGUACAGAGGAAGACAGUGUUAGUGGAAAGACAGUAAGGAGAAUGAUGGUAAACAUUAAACCAAAAGAUUUAGGUUCAGUAAUUAGACGUCGUUAUGAGGAUGAAGAUCCCAAGGUCUUGGUUCAUUUCAGAAAUCUUCUGGACAAAAUUUUCACACUAGAUCCUCAAAAGAGACUUACAGUGUCACAAGCAUUAGCUCACCCAUUCAUCACGGGCAAGUGAACCUCAUAAUGUUGUUGC